CCUCCCCAAAGUGAUGUCCUUCUCUCUGAAUUCCUAGAAAUUGGAAGCCAUGGCUGAAAGCCAGACAAACCCUAAACCAAAAGAAAUCUCCCCGGACGCCAAAACCCUCCUCCAAAUCAUUUCCGCCACCGCCCCCCACGCCCUCGCCGCCGCUCUCUCCGCCACCGCCAUCCCCCCAACCCCGGACGUCGUCCAAGACGUCCUCCGCCUUUCCUACUCCAACCCCUCAGCUGCCGUCGAGUUCUUCCGUUGGGCGGGCCUCACGCGUAAGCACUCCGCUCACUCAUGGAACCUCAUCGUCGACCUACUCGGUAAGAACUCCAAGUUCGAGCCCAUGUGGGACGCAAUUCGGUCCAUGAGGAAUGAGGGUGCGUUGUCGUUGUCCGCUUUUAUUUCUGUUUUCGGAAGCUAUUGCUCCGUCGGCAGGGUUAAUGAGGCGAUUAUGAGCUUUGAGGUUAUGGACAGGUAUGGAAUUCCACCGGAUGUGGCAGCAAUGAAUGCUCUAUUAAGUGCCAUUUGCUGCGAGGGUGGCUCAACUACACUGGCGCUUGAAUUCUUUGAGAAAAUCAAAGUGAAGAUUACACCAGAUGGUGAUACUUUCAUGAUCUUGUUGGAGGGGUGGGAGAGAGAAGGCAAUGUGACAAAGGCGAAGAGUACUUUUGGGGAAAUGGUGGUUCGACUUGGUUGGAGUCCGCAAAAUAUGGUGGCUUACAACUCGGUUUUGAUGACACUUGUUCGAGGAAUGGAGGUGGAGGAGGCAAUCAAGUUUCUUCUAGUGAUGAAAGGGAAGGGUUGCUUGCCAGGUUUGAAAUUCUUCUCUAAUGCUCUUGAUGUUCUCCUUAAGCAGAAUGAUUCAACUCAUGCAAUUGCUUUGUGGGACAUAAUGUUGGAUGGUGGUUUCAUGCCAAAUUUGAUGAUGUACAAUACCAUAAUUGGUAUACUCUGCAAUGCUGGUGAUGCUGAUAACGCAUUUCGGUUUUUGGAUGAGAUGGUUUUCUAUGGUGUGUUUGCUGAUUCUUUCACGUAUAACAUGAUUUUUCAAUGUCUUGUUAAGCAUAAGAAGGUUCAUGAAGCGGGAAAGUUCUUCAUUGAAAUGAUCAAGAAUGAAUGUCCUCCAAUGCCUUCUAAUUGUGCUGCUGCUAUUGCAAUGUGUUUUGAUGGUGAUGACCCGGAGAUGGCAAUUGAGAUUUGGAGCUAUAUGAUUGAGAACUCACUCUCUCCUGUUGACGAGAGUGCAAAUGCAUUGCUUAUUGGGCUUUGUAAUUUGCGUAGGUUCUCUGAUUACAGGAGGUUUGCAGAAGAUAUGCUUGAUAUGAAGAUUAAAAUUCAUGAGUCAACCAUGGAAAAACUGAAGAAUGCACGCUACAAAGAUGGUAGAAGUGCAAGAGAUACAUGUGAUAGUUUAUGGAAAAGAUGUUAUGAUUGGAAAAACUCAACAAAGAAACAAGUUUGUGAUGUUUUUGAGUAUUAUUUGGUUGCAUUUAUGGAAUGCGUAAUUCUUUUUUGUAUGAAGUAAUCAUUGCUGUCCAGGGUAUGGCAAUUUGAAUCUGAAGGGAUGAUGCAUUGCGUUUCAGCUUAAGGGAUGAGUUCUACAUGAGUUGGGAAUUCUGUUGAUCAUCGGUUCUGGUCAUAUCAUGACCAUGAAUCAGAAAUAAUCUUGAAUUGCAGAGAGACUAAAGCUUUUCCCUGCUUGUAUCAUCUUUUCUACAUGGGCGAAACAGGUGCCUCGAAUUUUUUAGAACCUUGUGAAUCUGUGAUGGAUGGUUUCUGAAAACAAUUGGUGGGGGUAGGGGGGAAGAAUGCGGCUUUCAUUUUCGGUUUGCUUGUAAGGUAAGUAAGCAAAAAUUGAUGAGUCUGGGAGAGUAGUAUGUACAUUGCCAUGGCAGGAAGCUCCAGGAGUUACGGGAAGAGGUAUCUUGAUCUUCUGGAAGGUAACUGCAGUCAUCUUCUUCAAUUAAUUGUUGGUUGGAUUCAUGACCCAAGUCGAAAACCUUUUCAGGGUUUGCUAUUUACUACAGACUGUAGCCCUGAAAAGGAAUGCUUGUGAGCACAGAAAACACUGAUUAAAACAUCUUUCUGAAAUGAUAGCUGCAGAGACAGGUAAAAUAAUGGAAAUUGCAGGCACUGGUGUUAGGUUUUCUGCUUCUGCUGCUGCUGCUCCAGUUCCACAGCAAUGGUUGCAUAAUAUGGUGUCUAUGGAGGCAUUGUGGGGGCAGGAAAAGAGAUCAGAUCAAGAGGACUUUGAUCGAUUGUGGCAACCGGGUAAGAAUCUUGAUUGCCAGUUUUUCUGUUUGCUGAUGAGAAUGAUGAUAUAGCAAUAUGGAUGAAUGUUUUGGAUCAUUUGGUUAGGGAAAAUGCUAUAAAUUUGUAUGUCUUUCUUGUUACUCUGUGUUUUUGAGAGAGCAAUUGAUGGUUUUGGAUGGUUUUUGUUGCUUCUACCUUGAGAUUUGGUAUAUGUUCAUGGUUGUAAUUAGAAAAAUUGAUUGAGAUUAUUGUUUAGUCUUCUUCUGUCU
Molecule: messenger RNA, 2513 nt
Organism: Vitis riparia (riverbank grape)
Lineage: Eukaryota; Viridiplantae; Streptophyta; Magnoliopsida; Vitales; Vitaceae
Product: pentatricopeptide repeat-containing protein At1g77360, mitochondrial-like
Exons: 3
Coding region: 50-1516 (488 amino acids)
Cellular component (GO): chloroplast
Molecular function (GO): protein binding
Source: RefSeq, a predicted model, not a curated record